Seminavis robusta is the source of this 1938-nucleotide messenger RNA. Lineage: Eukaryota; Bacillariophyta; Bacillariophyceae; Naviculales; Naviculaceae. The record is from the annotation of a GenBank genome assembly.
AUGGAUACCGACUUUUGUGCCAUGCUCAGAUUGGCGAAUUACAUGGAGGCGUCCUUCAACUACGGGUAUGGCGCCGUUGGUCGGGAAGAUGCAUUCCUCUUUACUCCCGAAAGCGAUCCCAAGUUGGCUCCCAAGCACUGCAACGCAGCCUACCGCAACAUUCUGAAGGCUGUCUUUUUGUCAGCUCCAUUUCUGGCUGUGGCGGUCCUCAUUGCCGGUGUUCUUGGGAGUCACAGCAUUCGGAAGUUUGCUGCCACUCUGGCAAGAGGGAUGGGUGCUACUGCUGACGAAGUUGACAUUCGAGGUUGCUGGAAGGCUCGCUUAUCUGGACGGGUUGUUGAUGCCUACAUUUCGCCUGAACAGCCCUGGAUCGACGCCGGUGUUGCCGAAAAGCUUUGCAUGGGGGCUCCUAUUGCCUACAAGCUACACCCGGAUGCCAAGAGAGUGACUCCCGACUGGUUGAUUGAGCAUGUGGUGCCAAGGACGCAUGCCUUUUACGACGGUGUCAACGACAUUUCCCUUCACUUGGCUCUGCCUCUUUUGUGGGCUGCUCUUGACGAAUCUUGGGAGGAGAGGAUGGAGCCUCCCGUUCGUGUUAGGAUACAAGAUGCGUACGAGCGAAUCAAGGCCGAUCUUCCUGGGGGCGUCAACCCUGUGGUGAAAGUGCCUCUCUCUAUUUGGACGCACAACACCAAGCUCCACAUCAACGAAAUCGAGCCAAUGGAUACGGGAGGUGGUGGUGGCACGGCUGGUGGCACUACGGGAACGACCGGCCAAGCAAGCACUUGUCAAGUUGCCAAUCAGUCGGGGCAGGUGACGGCUAUGCAAACGCAACAGCAGGUACGAACGAACGAGGAGAUUCUGACACGGAUUAUUGCGCAGCACAACCAGCUCCAGCAGCUCAUUGCGCAGGAAGGUAGGACCCACGACAAUACGGCUGCUGUGUUGAGAGGCUGGUUGGAGACUUGGCUUGGCGCGGAGCUGAGGAAACUCAAUGGCAACAUUUGCAGGAUUGCUGUUCAGCCUCUAAGGAUGGCAACACCUGAUCAGGUAGAUGACACGGCUUUGACAGCCUACGACAAGGCAUUGGCCAAGUACAGGGCACGUAUUGCUGCUGUACCGGCUCAAGAUGAUCAACCAGCACAGAUGGCCGUCGAUUUCGACAUCACGGCCUGUCUUAAGACAUUUGUUGGCUCUCGAACUACAGAGGUAGCUCAGUUCAAUCAAGUGGAAGGCCUCAAGGUCUCCCAAAAGCCUCGAAAGAUCGAGUGUCACAAGUGGGAAGACGACUACCUAGUCGCAGUUGAAGCCGCAGAAUGGCUUCGUGGCACUCAUCCAGUGCCAGAAGGGGUAGCAUUGCUCCGACAUUAUCUGGAUUCAUAUCCGGCGAAUUGGGUCACGGUGUAUGAAAAGAUCCAUGGCAAGACUCUUGAUGAUAAGGAAAUGGGAGACGUGACGUCUUUCAUGCAUGACCGUGCAGUGGAAGCUGACUCGGCAGCUUCGCGCAAUCAACAGCACCAGAAGGCGACAGUAGCGAAGGGAAAGCCUUCGUCACGAACGGCUAAACACUACAAGGGAAGCAUCGGCAAACAUCGUCCUAACACUACGGAAGGUGGUCGGCUUGCAGAUGACGCCCCUUGUCCAAUUCACCUGAAUUCCAACCACACUUGGAAGGAUUGCUGGUCCAAUGCCUACAAUCCUAACUCCAAGGCCAAGACUGGCAAUAGGAACAACAAACCGUCCAAUAAGAAGCCAAGUGGCGGUGACCACAAUCAUCAACAGGAUGAGCAUCACGCGGUCGGUGAUGACGUUGAGGUUGUGGAACCCGGUUUCCAGAACUCUUCCGGUAAGACCCAAGCAACACGCAGAAUAAACCACAAUCGCUCUUCAACUCACAACUUAUUACAUCUACAAGCAAGCACUCCUACAUGGAUGUGA